CUUUUAUACUCAGUUUCAUAGCUGUUUUAACUGCCAUCCUGCUAGCAUGUCUGAUGGUCGGAUUCUUUGUUAAGACCACGAAGAAGGUUUCAGAACUAUCGAAACUUUUAGAAAAAGAUAACGGCAUUAACAAAGAUCUCGAAAGUGGACUACAGGAAGAAAUGAAACCAGAAGAAGAUCAAGAAAUAGUAAAAUCACAGAGUCAGACCGAUUUUAAACCAAAGAACUAUCACAAGCAGCGUAUGCUUAUGAAAUUGAAACUGAAGGAAGCUCAAAAAGAACACCCGCUAGCGAAGAUGACCAGCAUGGAAAAAGUUUCGCAAAGAAAACGAAGAAGACGACCCCUGAGAAGCCGUAACGAGAGGAACAAGCGGACUACUUUAAAGAUUUACCCGGCCAUGGACGUAUCAGACACGGAGUUGAGCCCAGGAGAGUUGGUAAAGUGUCACUAUCCUUUCCCCAAACAUCAGAAGAAGCUCAUCUGGCCCAACAAAUACAAGUUUAUCCCUCAGGAUCUUGAACCUGGUGAACUUGUUUUCAUUUCUGGGGACGAAAAUGCCAAAUGGUCACCAUACGAAUUCAAAGUAUCGGAUAGCGUUUCACUGUCUUUUGGCGAAGAUAAAGUAAAGAAUGAAACAUCUGGUCAGGAAAUUGAGAUGAUUAGUCGGGAUCCACAGAAGAUGGAACAAUACGCAGUUAAAGAAACAUCGCCCACUUUAACCCCGAAGCUUGCGGUAAAGAGUUCUUCCAAGAAACCUUCACGAAGACCACCUCCUAAACACAAGAUUAAAGGAUUAAGAACCAGGAAUUACAAUCAGAAGCCGAAAGAGUGAUCACCAAUUUAGAUGAAAUAAUGUCCACAGUCAGUCCUGAAAUCACCAGAUCCAAGCUUGCCACAGCUAAUAGGCUGUCGUCUGCGAGGGAAAGAAGAUUGAAUCAAAAAUAUCUUAAAAGAAAUACGGACCAGACUGUGCCGGAUACAGCCACAGAAGAAACACUGAAAGUAGAAAAGAAGGGAGACUCGCUGUGUAUCGAAGUGGAAAGAGAUGAUGUUAUAUCCUCGACUCCCGCCAUCCUCCCACCAAACCCCUCUCCUGUCACCCCAGUGCCUCUUGAAGAGUGUCCUCGCAAACUCUCACCUAAUAAAGUAACACUGGCCGCUCAAAAGCUCUCUUCCACGUCCCAGCUCAAUGAUCCAAAGAUCCGACGUCCAGAAGCAAAGUCCACAUUAACGACUGCUCGGCGUCAACAACCAAAAAAUAAGAACGCUCUAUUAGCGACACAAACUCCCCCGCCAAAACAUGCGAAGAAGAUCAUGUUCCGACCAGGAGCAGUCAGGAAAAGGAGGUCCAUAUUCGGCAAACCUAAGAGUCUCAACUAUUGGACUAUCAUUGCCAACAAAAAACUCCAAAAGAAAAACGAAGCUCUUAUAGCAGAACAUUCUCUGAGCACAAACCCUAUUCUUCAAAUUCAACGAAAAAGUGACGGGGCUAUCCUGUAUGAAUCUCCUCUGAAAUCAAAUCUUUUCGUUAUUCAGAACGGUGUCGUUAUGAGAAAAGAUAACGUGAACUGAAAUAUACAAAUAUUGUACAACAAGUACCUACACCUCUACACAAAGCUAAACCUGGUUGGAAAUGGAGUAACCACUAGUUGACCAAUGAUUGAAAUGGAUGACGCAUCCUUUCAAGAAACAUAGAUAAAGAAGGACAGACAGGGAUACAUUUCAUCACACGAAGAUAUUCUACAUUUGCAUAUUUUCAGUUAAUA
Bolinopsis microptera is the source of this 1767-nucleotide messenger RNA. RefSeq lists its product as uncharacterized. The record is from RefSeq and is a predicted model, not a curated record. Bases 54 to 833 code for a protein of 259 amino acids. NCBI's taxonomy places the organism in Eukaryota, Metazoa, Ctenophora, Tentaculata, Lobata, Bolinopsidae. The transcript is spliced from 3 exons.